Bicyclus anynana (squinting bush brown) is the source of this 6229-nucleotide messenger RNA. RefSeq names its product putative ATP-dependent RNA helicase DHX57. Gene Ontology annotation, molecular function: ATP binding; RNA binding; metal ion binding. The transcript has 18 exons. The coding region runs from base 115 to 3915 and encodes 1266 amino acids. Lineage: Eukaryota; Metazoa; Arthropoda; Insecta; Lepidoptera; Nymphalidae. The record is from RefSeq and is a predicted model, not a curated record. Gene Ontology annotation, cellular component: intracellular anatomical structure.
UCGUAGCGCAUGUAUUUCCAUUUUCCUUCGCGUUUUGAAAAUUUGUAAUUUGGUCCCAUAUUUUCAAUUAUAAAAACAUUUAAUAAAAUUAUAACUGGUAAAAGGUUUCUCGCAAUGGACCACAACAGCCGACAACUGGCCGAGGACACCUUCCUACGAGUUCCUGCAGACGCUCGCAUAAGGAACAAGCAACAUAAAGAUGAAGAAGAACCAAGUCAUCCAUCCUUAAAAGUGGAAUUACAAACUAUUCGGCUCAACCCUGACUCUCAGAAACUUAUCCUGGACACACUAAGGUUUAUCCAUGGUCCAGAUUUUAAAUUGGAAAGUGCUGCUAUGUAUAAGGAUAAAGGUACGAACCUCGGCAAUCGUUUCUGGAUGGAAAGAGGCAACCUCGUUGUCAGAGGAGGCUGUGAUUACUCACUCAACAUUAAGCCAGACAUGAAAUCCUCUGAAACAAGACUAAGACAGUUUGCAUUGUCAAAGUUAGAAAAAUAUUGUUUCCACAAACCACAUUGUGCUGAAGCAUUAGAAAAUGCCGCGGAAAAUGUUGACAGUGCGUUAGAAAUCCUAUUUUAUAAAUACUUCAAUGUCACUCAACAAGAAAAGCCUGAAAAUAUCCCAUCAAAAUCAGAACUGUUGGAGAUGAGAAACGAUGAAAAAGCUGUACUCGAAUCGAUUUAUGAAAAUAGCUUUAAAGCGAAAGAUAUUAAUCUGUGGACAAUGAAACUAGAUUUAGAAUAUUUAACGAAAAUAUAUCAAACGACAGAAACUCAAAUCGCAAAGGUGAAAGUACACAAAAAUACCAACUUUAAAACCAAAAAGAAAGAAGCGUGCAAACUAUUUUUACGUGGCGAUUGUAGAUUUGGAGCAAAAUGCAAAUUUUCACAUGAAACUGAGACAGUAGCUAAACCAAAUGAAAAAGAUGAUACAAAUAGUGAAAAAGUUUCUUAUGAAUUAGAAAUAAGAUUCCCUGAGGACACUGCAUACCCAUAUGAAGCACCAUUAUUGUUUUUCAAACCUGAACACAGUUCAAAUUUAAUUCCAGAGCUUACUUGUUUACGAAUAACGGCUAGGUUAUAUGACGAAGCGAAACUUUUAGCCCAAGAUGGUAUACCAAGUAUUUACACUUUAGUAGAAUUACUUAACAAUGAAGAAGAUAUAUUAAAUUUUAUACAAUUUGAUACUAGAAAAUUUCCUGAAGCAUUCAAUGCUUUGUUUCCUCAAUUAAUAGAGAAUUCUAAUUUAGAGAAUUCUAAGAAACCCACUCACUAUAAGAAAGGUCAAGCCAAAGAUAAUAGAUCCAAUAUUAAUAUUAAAGCUUUAUUGAAAGAAAAUAGUGAAAUAGCCAAAUGGUGGAAAGAAAAGCGUGACAAUCAAAGGUAUCAAAAAAUGAUGUCUUCUAGGAGGAAACUCCCUGCGUGGCAAAAGAGGCAAGAGAUUUUAGAUUCAAUAGAAAAAUCACAGGUAGUGGUAAUCAGUGGAGAGACUGGUUGCGGUAAAAGCACACAAGUCCCGCAAUACAUUUUGGACGAUUGGCUGAACAAAUACAACAAAGGCGGACGAGAACACGUCGAGAUAAUCUGCACUCAACCGCGGAGGAUAUCAGCUAUCGGAGUCGCUGACAGAGUGGCUGAUGAAAGAGUUGAGAAGACAGGACAAGUUGUUGGUUAUCAGAUCAGGUUAGAAAGCAAAGUGUCAUCAAAAACACGUCUAACGUUUUGUACAACUGGCAUGUUGUUGAGGAGGUUGGAAUACGACCCACAGUUGACGUCUAUCACUCACAUAUUAGUUGAUGAAGUCCACGAAAGGUCAGAAGAGAGUGACUUCCUGUUGCUAAUAUUGAAAGACCUUCUCAAAGUCCGGAAGGACCUCAAUGUAGUCCUUAUGAGUGCUACUUUGAAUGCUGAGUUGUUCUCGUCUUACUAUAACGAGGUUCCGGUUAUUGAAAUACCAGGUAGAACAUUCCCUGUGGAACAACUAUUUUUAGAUGACAUUUUGGAUGUUACCAAUUAUGUCCUUGAAGAAAACAGUCCCUACACACGUAAAGUUAAAAAAGGAGACAAAGACAAGAAGGUAGACUUUGAGACAGAAUUGAAAACGUAUGACGUAAAAUCAGACUCAACUGAGCCGCCCAAAACGACGAUACGCGACGAGAACCUUACGAUAUCGCAAAUGAUGGCGCGGUAUCCAAAUUGUAGUAAAAAAGCUAUCAAAGACAUGUAUAUUAUGGACACUGAAAAGAUCAACCUAGAACUGGUGGAACAUGUCCUGACAUACAUAGUGGAAGGAGACCACUCGUGGCCACGAGAGGGCGCCAUUUUGAUUUUCCUGCCCGGCAUCGGGGAGAUUAUGUCUUUACACGAGCAACUAGCUGACAGUCGCACGUUUAGUCCCAAGACAGGUAAAUAUGUAUUAGUGCCGCUCCACUCGACAUUAUCAAGCGAAGAACAAGCCAAGGUGUUUCAGAAACCAAGCAAAGGGUCGAGGAAGAUCGUGCUGUCUACCAACAUAGCGGAGACUUCUGUCACUAUAGACGACUGCGUCUUUGUGGUCGACUGUGGACGGAUGAAGGAAAAAAGGUUCGAUUCCAACCGUAACAUGGAAUCCCUGGACCUAGUGUGGGUGUCGCGAGCCAACGCGAAGCAGCGGCGCGGCCGCGCGGGGCGAGUCAUGCCUGGAGUCUGCAUACAUCUGUUCACGUCCCACCGGUACAACUACCACCUGGCGGAACAACCCGUGCCUGAGAUACACAGGGUGCCGCUAGAGCAGCUGCUUUUGAAGCUCAAGAUACUACCCUUGUUUGAGAGUAUGAACGUACACGAAGUAUUAGGUAAAACGAUAGAACCGCCUCUCAAAUCGAACAUAGAUGGUGCUCUGACUCGUCUUCAGGACGUGGGUGCUUUGGACAAAACCUUCGCGUUGACGGCUCUAGGCAGGCAUCUAGCUGCCUUACCGGUAGACGUGAGGAUAGGAAAACUGAUGCUGUUCGGAGCUAUAUUCUGCUGUGUGGACUCUGCCUUGAGUAUGGCAGCCUUCUUGAGCCACAAAAGUCCGUUUUUGUCACCAUUUGGGAAAAAGGCAGAGGCGGAUUUAAAAAGGAGAGAAUUCGCCUGUUCCAACAGCGAUCAGCUGACUACAUUGAGAGCUUACAGAAGAUGGCAGCAAGCACUUAAAACAAGCACACACGCUGCGGUGACGUUCGCUAGAGAGAACUACAUCUCACACAAAACCCUGCUGAUGUUAGCCGACAUCAAGCACCAGCUGCUUGGUCUACUGGCUUCUAUAGGCUUCGUGCCGGACAUGCCCGAUUUGAGGAGAAAGAUGAGGAAGGAUUCUGUAGCCGCUCUCACUGGAGAAGAGUUAAAUUGCAACGGUAAUAACGACAAGUUAUUGGCGGCGAUACUCUGCGCUGCUUUAUAUCCGAAUGUAGUUAAGGUGCUAACUCCAGAGAAAGCGUUUCACAUGCAAGCAGGAGGUGCCAUACCCCGUCAGCCGACUCCUGACGAGCUGCGGUUCAAGACCAAGUCAGACGGCUAUGUAGCGCUGCACCCGUCCUCCGUGAACUCCGUCGUGGGCUACUUCGCGAGCCCUUACCUCGUGUACCAGGAGAAGGUGAAGACGUCCAGGGUGUUCAUACGGGAGUGCAGUAUGGUGCCUCAGCUGCCGUUGGUUCUGUUUUCUGGUUGUACAUUGGCAGUGGAGCUUCACAACGGCACAUUCAUAGUCUCGUUAGAAGAUGGCUGGAUCAUGUUCCAGGUGGAGAGACAUGAAGUUGCCGAAAUGCUCAAGACUAUUCGCGUGGAACUCAUAAAUCUUCUAGAAGAGAAGAUUAACGAUCCGUCUCUAGACCUUCUCCAUUACGAGAAGGGAAACAAAAUUAUAAAGGCAAUCGUCCAAGUUAUAACAAAAGAUUAAAAAUUUAGUAUAAAUUGGUGUAAAAAAGUUUAUAUUUUUCAUUACAUUGGCUUGUAGUGAUUUAUGUGUCGUUGUUAGUAUUCUGAAAAUUGUAGAAUUGCACAUCAACAUUUUUUUUUUAAGAAUAUUUGCCAUAUCUUUUAAAUAUGAUCAAUAUUCCUAUUCUCUCGAACUAGUCGGGAAAGAUUGUAUUAGGAGUGGAUACAAUACCCCAGCGGGCGGGAAUCGAACCAUGACCUCUCGGUAAUGACUUCGACCCCUUUACCGCUGAGCUAUUGAGGCUAUAUUUUUCUCACCUGAAGGUAAGUGACGAUGCAAUCUGAGAUGGAAGCGGGCUAACUUAAGUUAACUAAGUACGUCUUUGCCGGUAGGGUGGUAACUAGCCACGGCCGAAGCCUCCCACCAGCCAGAUCUGGACCAAAUAAGAAAUCCUCAAUUGGCUCAGCCGGGAAUCGAACCCACGAUCUCCGUCUUGUAAAUCCACCACGCAUACCACUGCGCCAUGGAGGUUGUCAAAUCUUAUGUUUAUCAGUUGAUGUACAAUUCUGUCGACUAUGUAGAUAAACUAAAAUAUGUGUAUUAUUCCCGCCUAAAUACUUAAAUAUGAAAAUUAAUAGAAUCUAUAUCUGUAUUAAUAUAUAAAGCUGAAGAGUUUGUUUGUUUGAUUGACGCGCUAAUCUCAGAAACUACUUGUCCGAUUUGAAAAAUUCUUUCAGUGUUCGAUAGCCCAUUUAUCGAGGAAGACUAUAGGCUAUAUUUUAUCCCCAUACUCCUACGGGAACGGGGACCGCGCGAGUAAAACCGCGCGACGUCAGCUAGUUAUAUAUAAAUAUCUAUAUCUAUACUAAUAUUAUAAAGAGGUAAAGUUUGUGGUUUGUAUGAUCUCUAUCUAAGUCUACUGAACCGAUUUUGAAAAUUCUUUCACCACUAGAAAGCUAUGUCAUUUUUGAGUGUUAUAGGCUAUAUUCUAUCCCCGUAAACUCCAGUGCGUAGGCUACAAUUUUAUAAAUAAUAUUAGUUACUCACAUUAUCGACUUUUUAGCUAAUUUAUUAGAUGUAUAUUUUCUCAAGUCCACGUCUAUUUGUACCUUUAUUUUAAAUUGACAUUACACCUAACUAUACAUUUGCAAGAUCAACUUAUAAAUUGUAGAAUUGUAAAUUAAGUAGAUUAAUGUUGUAAUUUUUUUGUAUCUAUUUAUUUAUUUUGUAGAUAAUACAAGCAUAUAUUAUUUUUAUUUGAAAAUCUAAACUAAUAUAAUAAAGACGUAAAGGACAUGUCCCAAUUUUGUAUGGAGGCUGGGCCUUUAUUCCGAGUGUCAACUAAGCAGAACAAGUUAUUAUUAUCUUUAAAAAAGAACAUAAAAUGUAGGGCUUAAAACCCAAAAUGAAAUUUUUUUUGGAAACCGCAUUUUUUUUUAAUAAAUUAAAUAGAAUGUAUAUUUUUCAUUAGCUGACAACAUUAAUUGAGAAUUAUGGCAACAUGCUUGUAACUCACACCUUGACAGAUUGUCAGUGAUCUUCGCGUUCAUUUAUGACGAUUUUAAUGCAAUUUAAGGAUUUUUUUUAUUUAAUGCUUCUCUGUCUACGAAUUAAUGUUUCUUUUUAACUUGUGUCUUAAUGACAUUUGACAAUAUUACAUGACAUUGACAGCUUACACCGGAUAUGAAUUCAAUUCCAGGUGUUUUUAUUGGCUGUUUUGAACACUUUCCUGUAUUGUCUAUGUUUAAUUUGUAAACAAGGGAGCGAAACAAAAAAAAAAAUAUUUAUCUAAUUAAUGCGGUUCCAAAAAUUCUGAAAAUUAUUUUUUUAACAGCAAUUUGUAUCAUCUAUCCGUAAAAAUACUAUUGACCUGCUUAUUAAUUAUAUAUCAAAGCCUAUUUUGGGAUAUAUCCUUGGCGUUGUAGAGGGUAAUCUCUGGAUCUACUGAAAUGAUUUUGAAAAUUCUUUCACCACUAGAAAGCCACGUUUUUUGUGAAUGUCAUAGGCUAUAUUUUAACCCUCUAUUCUUCGAUGUAACGGCGGGGCGUCAGCUACUGGUAAUAAUAAAAAAUAUCUUUUGUAAAUAAUAGAAAUUAUUGUUUUUCUUCAAGUGAACGUAGCGUAGCCAUUUACGUGUGUUAAUCAUUAAUUACAUUACCUAUUGUAUGUCAAAGGCAAAGUUAAUUUAUUUUAAUUAGAGUUGACAAGCACUUUUGAAAAAUCUAGUUAUGUCAUGAUUAAUUAUAUUAAUUAAUGUCGAAAACUGAAUGUAAACUCUUAUAUCAAAAUGACCUAAUGAAUGUGAUAAUAUAUUAAAAGAAUAUAUUUGUUGUAA